AUGUCGCCCGCUCAACCAGCAACAGCCGACAGCGGUUCCAUCACUGAGCCGCUGCCUCUGGAAAACACUUACACUUCGGAUCUCAGUCUACAAAGGGCUUUGGGAUGGUAUCUUCCUUCUACCACCUUGCAGUCUGUAAAACCACACCUCACCCGGCUGGGUGCCGAGGCUAUCUCUGAGCAGGUCCGCGAGUGGAGUGGCGAUGCUGAACGUAACGUCCCCUACGUGAAAAGUCACAACGUGUGGGGUAAAAGAUAUGAUUAUGAUCGAUUAAUUACCACCGAGGGUUGGAAACAACUCGGUAAAUGGGGUGCUCGAAACAACUUAGUCUCGGCCGGUUAUGACCGGACACUGGGAGUAGACCGGAGAUUAGUUCAAUAUGCGCUAAAUUAUCUUUAUUCGCCUUCCUCUGCACUUUACUCCUGUCCAAUCAGCAUGACAGACGGAGCUGCUUUCAUUCUUUCGUCCAGAAUUAAAGGCUUGCCCUCGGAUCAUCCAUUUUACACAGCAUUCCAAGGAUUGAUCUCGGAAACCGAUGACCACUGGAGUUCAGGGCAAUGGAUGACUGAAAGAGCUGGUGGAAGCGAUGUCCAAAACACGGAAACCUGGGCCACAUACUCGCCAUUAGCUAACCCGGGACCAGACCCUUUGGGUGAUGGUGAUUACCUGAUUAGCGGAUUCAAGUUCUUCUCUUCGGCAACCGAUGCAAACAUUGCACUUUUACUUGCGAAAACCCCAUCCGGAAAACUGAGCACUUUCCUCGCACCGCUCCGACGCACGGUGGUAGGUACCGACGGUGUUUCCAGGGUCGUCUCUAAUGGCGUGAGAAUUCAUCGCCUGAAGAACAAACUUGGCACUAAGGAGCUUCCCACCGCAGAGCUGGAAUUGAAAGAUAUGCGGGCCCAUCUCAUCGGCGAACUUGACCAGGGUAUUGUCACAAUCGCGCCUUUGCUCAAUGUCACUCGCGCUCACACUUUUGUUGGCUCCCUGGCUGGCUGGCGCCGUGCUAUGAGUAUUACCAAAAGUUUUGCGAAGGCAAGAACGACAGUCGGCGAGCCUCUUUGGCUGAUCCCAAUGCAUCUUCGAUUGUUGGCAGACUUGGAAGUCAAACAUCGGGGUGCAAUGAACCUUGCCUGGUUCACGGUCACACUUUUUGGGGUUGUUGAGGAUAACAGUUCAUCAAAUCUUGCCCAUAUUCCACGACCAGGCAAAGAGGCCAAUGUGGUUUUCCGUACCUUGACAGCCACUGCCAAGGCUGUCAUCAGUAAGAUGUCCAUUUUGGGAAUUCAAGAAUGCCAGGAAUCGAUGGGUGGAGUCGGCUAUAUGGAUGAGGCUGACGAGCCUGAAUUCAACAUCUCUCGGAUUCUACGCAACACAGCUGUGAACUCUAUCUGGGAGGGCACUACUAAUGUGCUGGCCAGUGAAGUCGUUCGAUUCCUCCUCAAGAACGACAAUCUCCAGAUAUUAUCAGCUUGGCUCGAGCGAAUUCUGUCUCUUAUUCCUUCAAAGCACCUUGGAGACUCGAGUCUCCAAGGUGCUUUGAAGACUGCAUGGUCUACACUCCAAGCUCGAUUCACAUCUCAAGACCCGGCCUCGACUGUUGCCGAUGGUCGCCGCUUCAUGUUCUCUCUGGCUUGGAUAAUAUCCGGAACUCUUUUGGCACUUGAUGCUGAGCGUGAUCAGGACCCGACGACUACCGAGAUUGCCCGUCGCUGGGUUCUGAGUGCUGAAGGUGGUGUAGGAGACCAAGGUUUCCCCGAUAUUGUUGCGAACAAGGGUCCUGAAGGAGCUUCCAGUGGGGAAGAACACCUGCAAUGGGACUGCCGCAUUGCAUGGGGAAUUGAUUUGCCAGCGGGACGUGCAUCGGGCCAUAGAUCGUUACAAAAGGCGAACUCUAAGCUUUGA
Molecule: messenger RNA, 1905 nt
Organism: Penicillium salamii
Lineage: Eukaryota; Fungi; Ascomycota; Eurotiomycetes; Eurotiales; Aspergillaceae
Source: the annotation of a GenBank genome assembly